CGAAAUAGAAAGAAAAUGCAUCUUGAAGAUUAAGAUACACACAACAAUCCGUAAGUGCGUCAGAAUUUUCAGAACCCGCCGUUCCCUGAUACUCUCGAAUCAAACAAUUAAAUGUUACUGUACAUCUGAAUGCUAUCGCGUGUAGAUAGCCCUGUUUAUAGCGAAAAGUAGUGUUCGCAACCGAUCCGUCCGGUAUUCAAUAUGUUUUCGGGUCUGCGAAAUACCUCGGAGGCUGUAGCAGUUCUAGCUUCCGUAGGUCUUGGUCUGGUUUUGUUCAUUUUUGUGGCUACCACGCCGAUGUCCGUUGAAGCGACCCAGUCGGGAAUUUACAUAGAUAAUGGCAAAGACCAGACGAUAAUGCACAGAGUUCUGAGCGAGGAUGACAAGUUGGACGUGUCUUAUGAGAUCCUUGAGUUCCUCGGUAUUGCCGAGCGUCCCACUCACUUAAGCAGCCACCAGUUGUCACUGAGAAAAUCAGCUCCCAAGUUCCUGCUUGACGUCUACCAUCGCAUCACGGCUGAGGAGGGGCUCAGCGACCAUAACCACGACGGUGAUGACGAUGACUCCUAUGAGCGAAGCCAUAGGUCCCGGAGAAGCACCGAUCUCGAGGAGGAUGAGGGCGAUCAGCAAAAGAACUUUAUCACCGAUCUGGACAAACGGGCUAUAGACGAGAGCGACAUCAUAAUGACCUUUCUAAAUAAGCGCCACCACAACGUAGAUGAACUGCGCCAUGAGCAUGGUCGCCGUCUGUGGUUUGACGUCUCCAAGGUGCCAAACGACAAUUACUUGGUGAUGGCCGAGCUGCGCAUCUACCAGAACGCUAAUGAGGGCAAGUGGCUGACCGCAAAUAGGCAGUUCACCAUUACGGUCUAUGCCAUUGGAACUGGAAAAUUGGGCCAGAACACUAUGGAACCGCUGUCUUCGGUGAACACAACUGGAGACUACGUGGGCUGGCUGGAACUCAACGUAACAGAGGGUCUGCACGAAUGGCUAGUGAAAUCAAAGGACAACCACGGCAUCUACAUAGGAGCUCAUGCCGUAAAUCGACCAGAUCGUGAGGUUAAACUAGAUGACAUAGGAUUGAUUCACCGUAAGGUUGAUGAUGAGUUUCAGCCCUUCAUGAUCGGCUUCUUCCGGGGACCAGAGUUGAUAAAGGCAUCGGCGCACAGUAGUCACCACAGGAGCAAGCGAAGUGCCAGCCAUCCUCGUAAGCGCAAGAAGUCGGUGUCGCCUAACUCUGUUCCUCUACUGGAGCCGAUGGAGAGCACACGCAGCUGCCAGAUGCAGACCUUGUACAUAGACUUUAAGGAUCUGGGCUGGCACGACUGGAUCAUCGCUCCGGAAGGCUACGGGGCCUUCUACUGCAGCGGCGAGUGCAAUUUUCCGCUCAAUGCUCACAUGAACGCAACGAACCAUGCGAUCGUCCAGACUCUGGUCCACCUGCUGGAGCCCAAGAAGGUUCCCAAGCCCUGUUGUGCUCCGACCAGACUGGGAGCACUCCCCGUUCUUUACCAUCUGAACGACGAGAAUGUAAAUCUGAAAAAGUAUAGAAACAUGAUUGUGAAAUCCUGCGGGUGCCAUUGAAUUCAAUUUACCACUUAGGCUAAGUUAUAUAAAGCAUUUCUGUGUAGAUGUCCACCUCUGUACUAAUCUCGAAUAUUUUUAUAGAAAUAUACAGCGCUGUACCUAACUAAAA
Messenger RNA from Drosophila eugracilis, 1696 nucleotides. It is a transcript of the gene gbb, whose product is annotated as protein 60A. The transcript has a single exon. Gene Ontology annotation, biological process: SMAD protein signal transduction; BMP signaling pathway. Bases 202 to 1584 code for a protein of 460 amino acids. Lineage: Eukaryota; Metazoa; Arthropoda; Insecta; Diptera; Drosophilidae. Gene Ontology annotation, cellular component: extracellular region. Gene Ontology annotation, molecular function: growth factor activity; cytokine activity. The record is from RefSeq and is a predicted model, not a curated record.